AUGGCUCUGGACCGGAGCGACUUGGACCGGGAGUCCGACGGAGACGUGGACGGAGGCCCGGCCGACGUCCGUCCUCUGGGGAUGGACGACUUCAGGACCUCCUGUCCCAAAGAGAUGGCUCUGCUGGCCCUGAUGGACCGGACCGGGUACAACAUGGUGCAGGAGAACGGACAGAGGAAGUACGGAGGCCCGCCGCCAGGUUGGGAAGGCCCGGCUCCUCCUCGGGGCUGCGAGAUCUUCGUGGGGAAGAUCCCCAGAGACAUGUACGAAGACGAGCUGGUUCCUCUGUUCGAGAGAGCCGGCAGGAUCUACGAGUUCAGGCUGAUGAUGGAGUUCAGCGGGGAGAACCGCGGCUACGCCUUCAUCACGUACACCAACAGGGAGGCGGCCCAUCGAGCCAUCCAGACGCUGGACAACCACGAGGUGCGACCGGGGAAGUUCAUCGGCGUGUGCGUCAGCCUGGACAACUGCCGCCUCUUCAUCGGCUCCAUCCCCAAAGACAAGAAGAAGGACGAGAUCAUGGAGGAGAUGAUGAAGGUGACAGACGGCGUGGUGGACGUGAUCGUGUAUCCGAGCUCCACCGACAAGAACCAAAACCGAGGCUUCGCCUUCGUCGAGUACGAGUCCCACAAAGCUGCAGCCAUGGCCCGGAGGAGGCUCAUACCAGGAUCCUUCCAGCUGUGGGGUCAGUCCAUCCAGGUCGACUGGGCCGAGCCCGAGAAGGACGUGGACGAGGAGGUGAUGCAGCGCGUCCGAGUGCUUUACGUUCGUAACCUGAUGCUGGACACGACGGAGGAAACCCUGCGCCAGGAGUUCUCCUUCUUCAAGCCGGGCGCCGUGGAGCGGGUCAAGAAGCUGACCGACUACGCCUUCGUCCACUACCGUUGCCGCAGCGACGCCCUCACCGCGCUCAGCCUCAUGAACGGCGCCCAGAUCGACGGCGCCAUUGUGGAGGUGAUGCUGGCCAAGCCGGUCGGCGCCAAGGACGGGGGCGUGGCCGGGAGGAGGUGCGGCGGCAGGAGGCAGCUGGGGGGAGCGGCGACGGGAGGAAACGGGAUGCUCCUGCUGGACGGAGGCUCGCUGAUGAGGCCCGUCGGACCGUCGCCCCGCCUGGGAAGCCCGUUCUACCCGGCAGCAGGUCAGUCACCGGACAGAUGUGUGUUCCCCCUGCUGCCCGGGACCCCCCUGUCGCCCACCAACCUGCUGUCGCUGAAGCAGAGUCAGAUCGGCUCGGCCGUCAGCCUGCUGGAGUUUCACUGCCGCAAACACUACUGGUCCCCGCCCGACUACCACCUGUACACCACGCCGGGGCCGGACGGGCAGCAGCUGCUCAUCUACAAGGUGGUGAUGCCGUCCACACGGAGCACCUACAUCCCCGACAAGCUGUGUGCGCUGCUGGAGGAUGCCAAGGAGCUGGCCGCCCAGACCGCCCUGUGGAGCCUGGACUCGUCCUUCCUGACUGCGGCUUCCUGUGAGUCUCCCGGCAGCCCGUCGUCGCCGCUCGCCAUGUCGUCGCCGCCGGCGGUCACCAGUCCAGGAGUUCUGCCCUGCGGCGGCGGCCGGGCCUUCGCCUCCUGCCUCCCUCCACCUCCGUCCCCCUUCCCCCUGCCCAGCGCCUCCCAGACUCAGAGGCUCUACAUCAACUCGCCGCCGCCGCCUUUCUACUGA
Molecule: messenger RNA, 1668 nt
Organism: Stegastes partitus (bicolor damselfish)
Lineage: Eukaryota; Metazoa; Chordata; Actinopteri; Pomacentridae
Gene: rbm46
Product: RNA binding motif protein 46
Exons: 10
Coding region: 1-1668 (555 amino acids)
Molecular function (GO): RNA binding
Source: RefSeq, a predicted model, not a curated record